AUGUCCGCAAUAGAUUUCUUGCAACCGGAGCGAUUGGUUUUAUCACCUAUCUAUGGAAAGGAAAGGGCUAGUCGAAAGACUAUUCUGAGCGAUGAUGACGAAUCUGUUUAUUCUCAUCCAUCUAUGAUUAACGACUCGGAAAGAAUACCGGAACGUGUAAUUUUAUCUUCGUCUCCACUUAACAAUGGAUAUCCUCCGCAAAAUGUGGCAACGGGCACCAUAGCCAGUGGUCUAACUGAUCUGGGGACAUCUGUGGUAUCCGUGAAUCAUACAAGAAUGAGACCAUCGGAAACACUCGACAGUGGCAUCGAUUCUGAGAACAGAGAUCCAAAUCCGGAAACUAUCAGCUCGGUUUCUGACGACAAGGGUAGAGAGUUGAUUGAUGGGAAUCUGAAUCAUCCGAAACCCGCUGAUUCAGCGACAGGAAUAGAAGUUUCGACGAAUAACUUCAAUGGCUCUGGUACUGAUCCACCUGCUACGAAUCUCCUAGAAACCUUACAACCAGCUGAAGAGAUCAGUGCAAUACCGCUUAACGAAGGCAUCGUAAAAGUCGUUGCACCUCCGGAAGCUCUGGAAGACUUGAAUAAUGACGUUUUCGAUGACGAUGAUGUUCACACCGCGAAGGCUCAAAACGAUGGAGCCGUUCCUAUUCCGCAAGCUAACGUCCAGGGCGAAUCCAUAUUUGGUACAUCGCUUCAUGAUGAGCUGAUACUGGCUGAUGUGAAACCUGGCAGUAACAGUCUCUUGAGCAGAAGCUGGAAAAAGCCAACGACAACUUCUUCAGAACCAGAAAGAAGUGGUAGCGCUUUGCUUUCGUCGUCGUCAGGUACAGAAGCUGAUGGGGGUAUUGUGAGCUUUGACCAAGCGCUAAGAUCAGCAAUGGAAACCACUGGUUCUCCUGAUAAGGAGUUGGAUUUGGAUGACACGAGGGAGCUGGGCUUCGAGACGGAUGUGGAAGAUGCUGACGAUGAGCACAAAUCCCCGUCUCGAAAGGAAUCCGCAGCUCUUUCGGAGCAAGUGACCUCGAAAUUGACAACAAUUCCUCGUGAAGUGGGUCUGGAUUCACAGGAUUUCCGCUGCCCAAUGUGUAGGAAAUCUAUUGGAGCCGCCUUUUCCAAAUAUGGAGUGUGCGCAAUCGAUGGUUUGUACUAUUGUGCGGAUUGUAUGCGUGCUGGUGGUGAAAUGCCAGUACCUGCUCGAAUACUCCGCAGUUGGGACUGGAAACCCCGCACAGUGUCGGAUAGAGGACGUGCUUUCAUAGAAGCCAAUCAGGACAAUGUCCUAGUACACAUUGAUCUGCAUAAUCCAUCUCUGUACGAUCACGUGCCAUUGUUGAAAGCAAUGAAGGUGUGUUUUCUUAUAGAAAUUAGUGCUAGAAAUUAG
Molecule: messenger RNA, 1383 nt
Organism: Cooperia oncophora
Lineage: Eukaryota; Metazoa; Nematoda; Chromadorea; Rhabditida; Trichostrongylidae
Source: the annotation of a GenBank genome assembly